Haliotis rubra (blacklip abalone) is the source of this 5181-nucleotide messenger RNA. RefSeq lists its product as uncharacterized. NCBI's taxonomy places the organism in Eukaryota, Metazoa, Mollusca, Gastropoda, Lepetellida, Haliotidae. The record is from RefSeq and is a predicted model, not a curated record.
GGAUGUAAACAAUAUGGCGACGAAAAGGCAGCACUGGUCGUGAGGUCACAGUGCUAGGUAUGUUGAAGGGCCCGGCCACAUAACAAGUUCCAGGAUGUCAGGAGUGAAUCCUGGGGGGUCAGCCCUCUACCCAGGUUUAGACACACUCUCCAAAGCUGACCCCGAUGUUGUCAUUGCAAUGGACCUAGAAUACACCAAAAGAAACCAGAAAUGUGUCAGCCCAUUUCAAAACAAAUCAAAGAAGUCUGUCAAAUCUAGAAUGUCUGAUAAGAACAUGAAGAAAGAAGGAACGUCGGCAUCACUUAAAACAAGAGCCAGACAGAUAAAGGCACAUGAGACGGAACCAUUCUUGUCUGUGGACACCAUUCCAGCUGAUAAAAGGAAUCUAUCCACAGAGGGAUCAGCUCGACAUAGUCACCAUAGCAUGAGCAGGGGACAGUCAAGCAGCUGGGCCAGUCCUGGUUCUCCCAGCGGUCAGAGGGGGAUGUCUCGCUUCUCCAUGUACUCGUCGGCCAGCGUACCUGCCAGACACAACUUGACUCGGAGCAGUCGAAGAGGAAUGGCUUCAUCCAUGUCUCAAAGAACCCUGCCUUCCACCAGCAGCAAAGCCAGGACGCUGAACUCACACAUCAAGAGUCCAUUCAAGCACUCCGUACACAAGCCGACCGUCGCAGUACCACCAGAGAAUGAGAGCCCCUCCCAGGAUCUGAAGGACCGGACUGCCCUGGCCACCUACCACAUCAACAAGAUGCUGCUACUGGAUACCCACAGCAGUGGACAGAGGCCAAGGGGGAAACUCCUCAAAGCCAAGCUGAAGCCACUGUACCCAGUCAAAGUUCAAGGCCCACAGAUUGAACACUGUAGAGGAAUUGUUGCAGACACACACUCAUACAGCGCCAGCCCAAGCAAAUCCUUGCAGCGCAGGAAGCAGAUCAUGUCCAGCAUGAACGGUGGUGAGCUGAAGGACCUGAUGGACCGACCACGGACAGUGGAGUCUAUACACCGGACAUCUGUGGCCUCCAGUGUAGAUGAGAAUCGGGACAACUUGCUGGAGGAAGACAUCAGUCAACUCUCACAGGGGUUUCCCCAAGCAUCCUCCUCCGCCUCUUCCCUGCCGAGUGUCUCGACAGUCCCGUCUCAGACUCAUCAAGGCAUCAGUGAAGUGACUCAGCCCUCAGACUUGGCCUCUGCAUCUCCAAUUGUAUCUCCAGAAGGCAGUGAAACAGUGGUCAGAGGAUCAUCUCGGGACUCCAGCAGAGACACCAGUACAGUGUUCCUUACAUCGGGCAGAAAUGUGGAGGCUCUGACUGAUGACCCUGUGUCAGGGGAAGUUAUUCCACCUGAAGUGGAAGCUGCAUCAAGGGAGGUAAUACAGAUGGCCCGAAAUGCUGGAGAAAGAAUAAGUCUUUUGGGAAUUGACACAAAAGACUUGUUGGAAGCUGAGGGUCGAGAUGAUGUUGUGGAGGCUGAGAAGAGUAAUGGUGGAUCAUGUGAGAAGAUGACAUAUGUUACUGCAGGUACUGCCCAGGAGGAACACCAGAGUGGGAACUCAUCAGUCGAAGGAAGAGUCCGACCAUAUAGUGCUACAACCCAACUCACACAGAACUUCAGGACAACAGAAACCAGGCCUCUCUCCACUGGUGAUUUGUCUCGUCGUAAAAGUACAAGUAAAUCAGUUCGUUUUGCAGAUGAGACUGAAAGCCCCAAAGUAGAAGCAUGGAAUGAUGCAGUGAUUGACAAGGAUGUGUCUUCAGGAAGUCCAGACUCCAAUAAUAAAGCAUGUGAAAAUGAGGGUAACAAUCUUUCUUCCUCCAAUCAGUCUAAGUCACGAUGCAAACCCAGUGAGAUAGAACUAGGCAAAGAACCUGAGGAUCCUGAUGAUGACAAAGAGAAUUAUUCGCCAAAGAAAUCAGUGUAUUUUCAAUCUUCACAGACAUUUUCACAAACUUUGGCAUCAACAAGUCAACAAUGUAGCUCAAAUAAAACUCCUGACAAGACAACAAGCAAUGCUUCUGACUCUGUUGUUCGGACAUCGUUCAUGGAGGAAUUCCUGGCACAUGCAGCUCCUGUUGAUGAUUCCGUCUGUUCAGUCAGCUCAGAGGAGUGCCAGCUAAAUGCUGUCCAAAAUGACAAGGGGCCAUGUGAAGACCAAGAAGCUACUGCAAGGCCAUUUCCACUCAUUUCUCUGUCAGAGAGAAUUGCAGCUGCAAAUAUUUGUAUGCCAGUAACUUCUGAUAAAAGUAUGCAUUUUACUGAACCAGAUAAGGAACAGAAAGAGGAUGAGGUUGAGGAAGACUUAGAAGAGGUCAUUAUAGCAUCUGAUCCACCAGUUGUUGAAACUUUCAUGGAAUCUGAUCCGUCAGUUAAUGUAACAUUCUCAUCUCAUGAAAUGUUGAAUCAGUUUGAACAUUGUUAUGGCAGUGUUAACAAUUUGAUAGAAAAGCCACCUGUUAAUGUUAAUCGUAGAAAGAAAACUAAGGGAAGAGGAACAACAGCAUCAGAAUUUAAAAAACGUCCUUUCUCUCCUCCAUGUCCUCCCAGCCAAAGAAAAGAAAGUAAUGCAUCUUCACGAAGUAGAAGGGGGAAGAGCAGCCAAUCACCUUCAAAGCCCUCAUCCUAUGGGGUAGGAGCAAGGCAUCAUUACCCAUCAGAUCUAAUUGACAGUGGGGCUGAGAGUGGAACAGAUAAACCAGUAUGUAAAACAAAUAUCCAAGGACAAAGUAAAUCACGUUCAACCCAGAAAAGACCAAGUAGUGGCCGGUCUGUUAGUAGUUACAGCAGCCAAACAAGCAACUCAAGUUCAGGCAGGUUAAAACACAAUGUACCAAAUCCAACUGGAUUUCAUAUUGAUGAGGAAGAGAUAGAGGUUCUCACAUUUGAUGACCUGGACCAUCAGAUAGAUUUGAUUCAAUCAGAGCUGAAGAAAAAUAUUGAUCAGCAGGCCCAGCUCCUUAGCGAGACAGAACAUCUUCGUCAUUCUCUAAAAAGUAGAGAGGACUUUUACUCUAAUCCAGACAAAGUAAAUGACGAGGAUGCAGAAUCUGUUUGGUGUCCAGCAGCAUCCCUUGGUCUUCAGUCUGAUGGUUACUACCAGUCACUUUUGAAGACCUACAGGAAGAAGUGUAUGGAGGUGAGUGAGAACUGCCUGAUGAUCAGUGAACACAUCACAAGUCCAAGAUGGCAGGGGUCAGUCGCAGUUUCUGGGGGAACUGGGAGUGAAGAAAAGGCAGCUGAAACACCUGAAAACAUAUCUCAGAACACCGAGGGGAAAGUGCCACUUACAGAAGAUACCUCACAUUCAGACAGAGGAGAUGUAUCUGAAGAAUGUGAAGAGCAUGACCAUGGUUGUGCAGAACAGACUGAGAUUUCAGAGAAGGAAGACACCACUGACAGAAUCCCUGAGAAAGCAGACACCUUCCUGAAGAUGCUGUGUACAACAGUGGAGGAAGUGGAACAGCCUGUUGUGAAGUCUACCUGUUUGGAGAUAAGACAGCACCACGUUUCAGGCAAGAAGGAGCUUACCGUAGUAGCAACCACAAAGGAAUUGUCAAAACAGAAAGUGAAGAAAGCUGACAAACCUUCAGCCCCAUUCCCCCCUUUGUGCUUCUCCAUCAACGCCCGGCCGCCACAGGGAUAUCUGUACUACUUCGCCUACGGGGCAGACAUGAACAAUGACAGGAUGAGCCUGUACUUGAAGAGGGACAUCAGCCAGCGUUUCUGGGGGCUCCUCAUGGGUUUCAGUCUGGUCUUCAACAAGAAAGGUGCAGAUGUUGAAGCAGGAUGCUUCCCCAACAUAGAGUUCAACCCAUUCUGCUCCGUGGAGGGCUGUGUGUAUCAACUGACUCAGGCAGAUCUCAAUGUUCUGGACAAGUGUGUUGGAGUCCCACAGCAUUACUGCCAUGUUGUCCUGCCAGUGUGGAUGUCCAAUACCACAGACCCAGACAAACUUGGAGUGGCUCAGUACUGUGUGCCAGCCGUCAUCUACAUAGCACAGGACCAGUGGGUGGACAGAGAUGGUGGCCUGUCAACUGAGUACAGCAUCUCCCAGUGCAGGAAGAGUGCGGAUCUGCUCACACCAGCAUACAGAGGUCACCUGACCAAGCUGGCCUCUGUGUCCGGCCCUGCGCUCCAGCCAGCAACAGCAUAGCCCUGUCUGACCACCCUCUCCAGCCGGACACACAAGAUCCACCACUAUACCUACUGAACUUGUCUCCAGCUGAUUCCAAUGUUGCCUCUAUGACACAGCGCUUGUCAUGUGGUAAAGGUAGAACGAGAAAAGUAUUAUUCAAUAUUGAAAGCUAUUUUGCUAAUAUGUUAAAAGUUUGCUAUACACAAAACUGCUCAACAUUGUUUAUAAUCCUGGAAAUAUUUUCAGGCAAAACUGUAUUUCAUGAGUAUGUCAGACAUACCUUAGUUAUGUAAAGUAAAUUUUGUUAAAAACUCUGUGUCUUUGUGAAUAAUAUAAACAAUAAGAAAUUGUUUAUCUGUGAAGAAGUACGAGGUGUUGUGUUUUCAACCAUUUGUUAGUUGUGGUUAUGAUUUUCAAUUUUGUUGAGCUUGUUGUUUUAAUAAUUUGUAGUUACUACUGACAAGAAAGCUAGUGAAUUUUUAAACCUAUUUUGAUCUAAAAAAAAUAUUCAAAUUUGGCAAAUGUUUAUAAUUGUACAAUUGCUGAAAGAAGGAAUACUGAAUACUGUUUUGUAUUUAAGUAAUUACCCAGACCAGGCGGCAGCUAUGGAGAUUAAGGCUUUAGCCUUAUUGUAUUUUAUUUUUGUGUUUUGUACUGUGAAAAAAUGUGAAUGUUUUGUAUAUAUACACUCAUACUUACAUUGGUGUUAACCCUGUCUCACAUUGAAAUUUGUUAAGCUAUGUUGUAAAUAUAACUGCAUUUUUAUGAUAUGUUUUCUGUGUGUAACUGCAAUGAAAUUGCACAAUACUGUGAUACUGAUGUACUGCUGUACUUGUUGGAACAUGGGUCUACAAGUGUAUCCACUGUGGGCUUCACAAACAGUUGCUGCUUGUGAUGGAGAUCAAGUUCAUUCGACAUGUUUGAAAGUGAUUUUAUAUUUAUAUAUGACAAGAGAACACCUUAUACUCUUGAUGUCUUGAUGCAUGACAUGAUUGAAAAGAGUUGGGUUACAGUUUGAGAUGUCAUUUUGUGUUUUAAACAUCUUUGUUUAA